This is a messenger RNA of Pseudonaja textilis, 549 nucleotides long. Lineage: Eukaryota; Metazoa; Chordata; Lepidosauria; Squamata; Elapidae. The record is from RefSeq and is a predicted model, not a curated record.
UCCCCCCCCUUCCUCUGCAGGGCUGCAAUGGCGGAGCCGGGCCCCCCGAGCGAGCCGGAGCGCGCCCUGCGUCGCCGCCUGCCCUGCCGCCUUCCCCGUCGCCGGGGCGACAUCUACGUCAACAUGAAGACGGACUUCCGGGCCCAGCUGAGCCGCUGCCAGAAACUGCUGGCCCCCGGCGGCGGGGGCUGCCUCGAGAUCUGCAUCCACGGCCUGGGACUGGCCAUCAACCGGGCCAUCAACAUCGCCCUGCAGCUGGAGGCCGCCGGAGGCGGUGCCCUCCGCCUGGCCGCCAACACCUCCACCGUGCAGCUGACGGACGCCGCCGAGCCCGAGGGUGACCGGGACGAGCCGCUGGGCCAGGCCAGGCACAACUCCGCCAUCCACAUCCGCGUCCUGCGCGCAACCCCGGAGUAACGGAGGAGGAGGAAGGCCUGGAUUGGACUCCCUGUGUGUGUGUGUGUGUGUGUGUGUCAAACAGACUCUGGUGGGAGGGGAGAAAGGGAGAUAUUCACUUUGUGUCCGAUCCCUCUUUGUAUCCGUCCGUUC